Molecule: messenger RNA, 1776 nt
Organism: Colletotrichum truncatum
Lineage: Eukaryota; Fungi; Ascomycota; Sordariomycetes; Glomerellales; Glomerellaceae
Product: salicylate hydroxylase
Molecular function (GO): FAD binding; monooxygenase activity
Source: RefSeq, a predicted model, not a curated record
AUGAAGCUGAGUGGUAGUUGUGAGAAAGCACAGGUUGAGGGAUGCAUUGUGAGCUGGAAACGGCAUUCUACGCCGAUAGGGCUUCGGGGGGGAUGGGACGUCCACAUCUUCAUCCCAGGGCAAUUCCCGGGUGCCCCUUUUGAGAAAGAAUACCCUUUUUGCUUGCUUGCUUGCGGAGAGAACUGUGUUGGCCCGCAACACGGGACAGGCAUGGUAAACGUGACAUGUCUGCUUGCCCCUCGGCCGAAAUCUGGUCUGUACCCUCGCCGCCCUCCAUUGCAGCACCUUUGUUUCUGCUUUAUACUACCCAGUGAUUGGCUUUGCAGACGUGUAAUAGUUGAUCUUUGCCAUCAGCAAAGUUCACAAAAUCUCAUGGCUCCGCUCAAGAUUCUCAUCGCCGGCGGCGGCAUCGCAGGUCUCUCGGCAGCCGUGGGCCUUCGCCGCGCUGGCCACGAGGUCCACGUCUACGAACGGUCCGCGCUCAACAAUGAGAUCGGCGCCGCGAUCCAUGUGUGUCCCAACGCCGCGCGGGCGCUUCUCGCAUGGGGUCUCGAUCCCGUUAAGGCCAAGUUCGUGCUGGCGAAAUGCAGCUUCCGCGCCAAGGGUGACACGCUGGAGAAGUUUCACGUCGGCACGGAGGAUUACAUUGAAGAGCGUUACGGUGCGCCUUGGUACUUUGCGCAUCGUGUGGAUCUGCAUGAGGAGUUGAAGAGGUUGGCAACGGAGCCGGAGGAACAAGGUACCGGGUAUGCUGCCAACGGAUCGGCUACGAAUGGUUCGAAUGGGCAUACGAAGACGGGACUAGGGCGUCCUGCUACUGUUCACUUGCAAAGCGAGGUGACAAACUAUGACCCCGAAGCGGCUUCACUAACGUUGGCUUCCGGGGAGACCAUCAUCGGUGAUGUUGUCAUUGCCGCGGAUGGUGUGCACACCAUUGGUGUCGAAGCCAUCCUGGGAUACUCAAACCCAGCGGUGCCUCAAGGCCACUACAACUUCUGCUUCAGGUUUCUCAUUCCAGCGGCCGAUAUUGAGGCAGACCCGGUGACAAAGUUCUGGACCGAAGACGACGAUGGGCGCAUGAAAUUUCUGGUCGGAGACAGGAAGCGUCUUGUCUCGUAUCCUUGUCGGAAGCGAUCGUGUUAUGCUAACAUGAGCAGCAAUGAGGUCCACAACUUUGUGGCCAUCUUCCACAACGACGAUAUCGAAUCGACGAAGAAGGAGGACUGGCACGCGUCUGUUGGUAAGGAGAAGUUGCUUGAAAGAUACUCUGACUUCCACCCCAGUGUCAUUGCCAUCUUGGACAAAGCUACCGAGGUGAAGCAGUGGACUUUGCUCUAUCGCGCUCCCAUUCCUACAUGGGUCAAGGGAAAGAUGGCUCUGGCUGGUGACGCAGCUCAUCCCAUGCUACCUAACCAGGGCCAAGGAGGAGCUCAAGGCAUCGAAGACGGCGUUGCUCUCGGCAUCGCACUUGCUUCCGCCGAAGCCAAAGACGUCGAGAAAAGACUACGUGUUUAUGAGAACAUCCGCAGAAACCGCGCCAGCGUAAUGCAGAUCUUCAGCAACGCGGGACAAGAAGAGCCGCAGCUGAUCCGGGAGGAAGCGUCAAAGUAUAUUCCUGCAGACAAAGUGCCGAAAAACCCCGAGGAAUUCUUCGCGUACAACUUUGGAUAUGACAUCAUCCGGGAUAGCGUCCAACAGGUUCAAAAGGUGGAGGCGUCAUUCGAGCUGCCAUCGUCAUUCUUCCAAAAGGUGCCCGGAAGGGGCGUUUAUCCGUGA